Molecule: messenger RNA, 1165 nt
Organism: Episyrphus balteatus (marmalade hoverfly)
Lineage: Eukaryota; Metazoa; Arthropoda; Insecta; Diptera; Syrphidae
Gene: Ufsp1
Product: probable Ufm1-specific protease 1
Exons: 2
Coding region: 306-1103 (265 amino acids)
Source: RefSeq, a predicted model, not a curated record
UUCGUCACUUUUCUUUCUUCACAUUUUUCCUCUGAAUAUAGAUAAUUUCAUUCGUGGAAUUUUGCUAUCCCAAGGAAGCACAACGUCGCCAAUAAAAAUCUAUCAAAAUCCACUGAAAAUUUAAUUUUAUUUGAGAUUCGCUUUCUAGCAUCCCAAAUAUAAUGUAGUUCAGAAAACCGCCCCCAAAAAUAUUUUAUUUGAAAAAAAAAACAAAAAAUCUACCUACUUGAAAUUGUAUUUGAAAUAUUUCGUGUGUGUGACAACUUUUUACGCAAAAUCAUAAAAUUAACCCAAAAAUCCCGGGAAUGGACAUUUGCAUUGAACAACAACGACGACAAGACAAAUCAUCUUCAUUAAAUGAAGAUCAUUUGCUAAGCAUCGUUAAUGCAAAUCAAACAAUCAUCCUAACGGAUAAAUGCAGCGCCAAUUCGACGGCGCUCCAUCUUAAUGUGAAGCAACCUAACUUCACAUAUCCUCUCUUGGAGAACGUCCAUUUUGCUCUCCAACCCCCGACCAAAAAUGGCCGCACUUUUCUAACUCGUGGCAAGUUCAAAUACUUCCACUACAAUUGUGACGGUCACAAUGACAUUGGCUGGGGUUGUGCCUAUCGCACGUUGCAGUCCGUCUGCUCGUGGAUAGAGGACAAACUAAUGGACGGCCGUGAGUCGGUGGUUCCGUCCAUUCUCGAGAUCCAGCAGUUGCUGGUCGACAUUGGCGAUAAACCGUUUGAGUUCUUCGGGUCUCGAGAAUGGAUUGGCGCCAUGGAGGUGUUCUAUGUCAUCGAUGGGUUGUAUGACAUUCCGUGCAAGAUAAUGCACGUGCCUCAGAGGGAGGAUCUGAAAAAGUACGCGAAUAUUUUGAAGCAAUACUUCGAGGAGGGUGGUGGCGUGGUGAUGAUGGGUGGCGAUGAGGAUACUUCUUCGAAGGGCAUUGCUGGACUGCAUAUAAGUGGGAAUCAAGCUUAUUUUCUUGUUAUUGAUCCUCAUUUUGUUGGCAGACCAAAGUCCGCUGAAGAAUUAAUCCAAUGCGGCUACAUCCGUUGGCAACACUCUUCGGAGUUUGUUGAUAGCUCAUUCUACAAUCUGUGUCUUCCACAAAUCUAAUCUAGUUAAUAACUUCUUCUGAGUACCUUUAAAUUGAACAUUUUUACUAUUGCCAAUAUUUU